AUGAAGCCUGUUACAUUUCUCGUGGCUUUGACUACCGUCGCAGUCGUUCUCUCCACCGUCAGUGCUAGUCCCUACGGUGGGUGGCAGCCGAUAGAGAACAUACAUAACUAUCGCAUCCAGGAGAUUGCUAAGUUUGCGGUAAGAAUGCACAACUUGGAAAACAAUUUCAAACAUCCGUUGAGACUCGUAAGCAUUCGGAGGGGCCUUGUCCAGGUGGUGGACGGCAUGAACUAUAAGCUCGACGUGAUGGUGGCUGGAAGCAACAGUCUCGACUCCAGGGGGAGUAUGUAUAGAACGGAAGUUCACGUUACGCUUGGCACGAUGGAGCUCAUGUUUUUCACACGUAUAGUUAAAGGGAUAAAUUAA
Linum trigynum is the source of this 366-nucleotide messenger RNA. NCBI's taxonomy places the organism in Eukaryota, Viridiplantae, Streptophyta, Magnoliopsida, Malpighiales, Linaceae. The record is from the annotation of a GenBank genome assembly.